AGAGCGCGCGUGUGAUGUGUUUGUGUAUCCUCAGUGUUUUUCUCUCUUGCGUGUUUCAAUGGGUGUAAACAGAGUCUUGUCUUUGUGUAUUUAAGUGUUGAGACGUUGAUGAUGAGACGUGCGGGGCUGUAAUUCUGUCUGUAACGCUGGAGAACAGCAGCAGAUCCUGCAGACCAAACUGAAGAUGUGUUCAGUUAAACUCAUCGACUGCACGAACCUCAUGAUGAAGAUCAAAACUGAACCCACAGAAAUCAAAACUGAACCCACAGAAAUCAAAACGGAACCCACAGAAAUCAAAACGGAACCCACAGAAAUCAAAACGGAACCCACAGAAAUCAAAACGGAACCCACAGAAAUCAAAACUGAACCCACAGAAAUCAAAACUGAACCCACAGAAGAGGAAGAUCUCACUGAUGAAGAUGAUGAUUUUAUUCCAUCAGAUGUGAAGAGUGAUUCAUGUUUGAAUAUAGAAAUAACGUCCUCAACAUCAAAAGAGCGACUGACAGCACAAACUCUUUCCUGCAUCACCUGUGGAAAGACAGUCAGCUCACAGAGACAUUUAGAGAGACAUGAGAGAAAACACACAGAACAGAAACUCUUCACCAGAUCUGAGAUCAGCUUUACUACCUUCCAAGAGAAGAAACUUCAUUCAGAAGACCACAGAGAGAAGAAGAAGAGGAAGAGGAAGAAGAUGAAGAAGAAAAAGCAGUUUCACUGUGAGCAGUGUGGGAGGAUUUGUGUCUCUUCCUAUAAACUAAAUAUUCACAUGAGGACACACAGUGGUGAAAAGCCUUUCAUUUGCACUGAAUGUGGAAAAUACUUCAAAACCAAAGACCACCUUAAAGUUCAUCAGAGAGUUCACACAGGAGAAAAACCGUACGAGUGUCCUCACUGUGAAAAGAGAUUUAGCUGUAAACAUAGUCUGAAGAAACAUGUGUUUUUACACACCAAUGAGAGACCGUAUCAGUGCAGUGAAUGUGAAAAAGCCUUUAGGGAUUCAAGUUCAUUAAAAAAACAUCAGAAUACUCACAUUAAGGAGAAACUCUAUCAGUGUUCACACUGUGAUAAACGUUUCUGUCAUAAAUAUCAGCUGAUAAUCCAUGAGACAUUUCACACUGGAGAAAAAACUCAUCACUGUAGUGUCUGUGAGAAGAGUUUUAAUCGACAUGAAAGUUUAGUGACACACCUGACAAUUCAUACAGGUGACAAACCUUACCAAUGCUCUCAGUGUGACAAGACAUUUACUUCUUCAUCUUACUUAAAAGUCCAUCAGAGAAUUCAUACUGGUGAGAAACCUCAUCACUGUAGUGUCUGUGGGAGGAGUUUUAGUCGAAAGGCUACCUUACUAAAGCACCAGAGACUUCAUACAGGUGAAAAACCUUUCAAAUGCUCUCAGUGUGACAAGACGUUUGCUUAUUCGUCUUACUUAAAACUCCAUCAGAGAGUUCACACUGGAGAGAAACCUUAUCACUGUAGUGUCUGUGGGAAGAGCUUCUCUAAUUCAUCUCAUUUAAUGGUUCAUCAGAGAGUUCAUACUGGAGAGAAACCUUAUCACUGUAGUGUCUGUGGGAAGAGCUUCUCUAAUUCAUCUCAUUUAAUGGUUCAUCAGAGAGUUCACACUGGAGAGAAACCUUAUCACUGUAGUGUCUGUGGGAAGAGCUUCUCUAAUUCAUCUCAUUUAAUGGUUCAUCAGAGAGUUCACACUGGAGAGAAACCUUAAGAAACCGCCUCAGCCAGUCAGUAGUGAUCAGUGAUAUAUGUUGCGGGCGUUCAGUUCAUUCAUGCAAUUUUUUUUUAACCAGGUGAGGUGCCAAGGUGUGUGUGUGUGUGAGAUUUUCACAGAUCAAACUAUGUACAAAAGUGUUAAUUUGUGUUGAUUUUCAUAUUUUGUGUACACAUUUAUCAUUCUUAUAUCACAUUUAUCUCUUUUCUAAACUCUUUUGCUACGAAUCAAACUUGUUUAUUUUAUAUUGUGUGCUAUGUGAUUUUACAAGUUGGUUUUAAAGCCUUAAUGUCAUGAGACCAUAAUGCCAUUAAUUGUCCAUUGAACUUUUUUCAUUAAAUGUUUCAUUGUUAAAAUGCCCACUUAUCCCCAAACCAAACUGUUUCCACCUAUGUCCUCUGGCCAUACAGAAGUGUAUAAAGGACGUUAAGACUAAGGAACAAUUUUAUCCAGCAGACAGAAGAAUGUUAAGGAGUUCAAACAAUAAAUAACCCAAAUAUCUCUCUGUAAUUAUUUUAAUCUAAAAACAAACAUGAACUCAAUGCUGCAGUUGUUUCACAUAUAGUCAUAGCCUAGUGGAGUUGGGCUUGUAACCCGAGAGAUGCCGGUUUGAGGAUGAUCAGUGUAAUGCUUAAAUAAAAUAAAUAAUAAAAAUGAAUUUAAUUUUAAUAAUGAUAAUUAUAAUGUUCACCAUAUGAAUUUUAAAAUAUUCUUCACAUAAUAUAAUAUCAUAUUACAAAUAACAUUUGCUGAAAGUGCGAAUUAUGAACAUUUAAUCUACAAGGUUUUUUGCCCAGGCACAAGGAUAUAGUUUCUACUAGGAGUCCGUCACAACCUGAAAACAUUGUAAACACUAAUAUAUUCCCAGUUUUGUUUUAAGAAAAUGUAAUACUAAUUGGCAAGUUCACGGUUGCAUUCAUAAUUAAUCAAAGCAAACGUGCAAGGACAAUUAAUAAGUUUGGCUGUGGAUGCUUUGGAAGUUCUUCAUUAAACAGUUGAUCAAAAAUACAUGCAUGUGUGCAUAUUUAUAUACAAAGUUGUUAUACACAGUUCACACACAUUUAUGAUGUAAACAAAAACUUUUAUUAUAAAACGGGCAGUUCUGGUUCGCAUUCUAAGCCAUGAUAAAAUACCCCGCUAAACCCACGGUUCAGACUGCAUUACAUAAGUAUCAGUGCGCCACUGUUGUUGCGUACUGAUUUAUGAAAAUAAACACCACAGUCUUUAAUCAUAUUUUUAAUUUGUAAACAAUUGCACAAUUAUGGCGAUAUCCAGAUACAUGUCAAUAAAUAUUGUUGAGUCAUCUAAUCAAUAAAGAAAAAACGUUCGCUGAGCAGUGGCGGAUCUAUAAAAUUAUUAAUGGGGUGGCAUGAGAACUACGAGGGGUGGCAAUGAAGUAAGCAUCCUUGCAUGGUUGUUGUGGAUACAAGAAAUUAUAUACUGUAUAUACUAUAUU
Messenger RNA from Paramisgurnus dabryanus, 3179 nucleotides. RefSeq lists its product as uncharacterized. The record is from RefSeq and is a predicted model, not a curated record. NCBI's taxonomy places the organism in Eukaryota, Metazoa, Chordata, Actinopteri, Cypriniformes, Cobitidae.